Branchiostoma belcheri (Belcher's lancelet) is the source of this 3391-nucleotide messenger RNA. RefSeq lists its product as uncharacterized. Gene Ontology annotation, cellular component: cytoplasm. Gene Ontology annotation, biological process: protein phosphorylation. The coding region runs from base 5 to 3391 and encodes 1128 amino acids. Gene Ontology annotation, molecular function: ATP binding; protein binding; protein kinase activity. The transcript is spliced from 22 exons. The record is from RefSeq and is a predicted model, not a curated record. Lineage: Eukaryota; Metazoa; Chordata; Leptocardii; Amphioxiformes; Branchiostomatidae.
GUGUAUGCAGGGAAGGGUUCAUACUCCGGUACCCACACGCCUGUACACGCAACUUUCAACACCAGAGACUAAAAUACUCCCAGAAAACCCCCCAACUCUGCAGAUCACAGAUGGUGCGUGUUUGAGGAUGGCGACUUUCGUGGAGAUAGAUUUCACGGAUCUGGAGUUUUACGAGCGCUGCGGCGGCGGUUCGUACGGCAGCGUGUACCGCGCGCUCUGGAAGUCCGCCAAACUCGAGGUGGCCGUCAAACGUCUGCUGGUCUUGGAGAAGGAGGUUGAGGUGCUGAGUAGUCUGAGACAUCGAAACGUUGUGCAAUUCUACGGUGCAGUGACCAAGGAACCCAACUACUGCUUAGUUACAGAAUAUGCUGCUCAGGGCUCGCUAUAUGCUUACCUCGCAUCAACAGAGCUGGGCUUUGAACGAACACUAACAUGGGCAAGAGAUAUCGCUCUCGGAAUCAACUACCUUCACAAUGAGGCUCCCUUUACAGUAAUCCAUCGAGAUCUGAAGUCCAAAAACGUUGUGAUCAGCAGUGACAUGACAGUAAAGCUGUGUGAUUUUGGAGCCUCCCGGUUCAUGUCCAGCACAACCAAAAUGUCCUUCGUAGGAACCAUCCCAUGGAUGGCGCCGGAGGUCAUUCAAGGUCUCCCCGUGUCAGAAGCUUGCGAUACGUACUCCUUUGGAGUGGUUGUUUGGGAGCUACUAACAGGAGAGGUGCCGUUCAAAGGUGUAGAAGGUUUCCAAGUGGCCUGGCUAGUGGUGGAGAAAAACGAGAGGUUAACCAUCCCCAGCUCCAGCCCACCCAAGUUGGCUGCUCUCAUGAACCAUUGCUGGGAAACAGACCCUAAGAAAAGGCCGACUGUAAAAGAGAUCCUUGCUGUACUAGAGGGAAUGAUGCACGAUAAGAACUUUGCUGAGAUGUCAGAUUCCUUCCACCAACUUAAGAUGGCGUGGAAAGCUGAGAUCCAGCAGACAGUAGAGAAGCUGAAGAAGAUGGAACGAGCCCUCAGCAUGAGAGAACAACAGCUUCAGCAGAAGGAGAAAGACCUACACAGGAGGGAACAAAAGCUCAGAAGCAGCCUCUCUGUGCCAACUAUCACAGCAGACCAUGAUGUUGGUGCUUGGACUGAACAAGAAGUGCACAUAUGGAUGCAGCACUUGGGGAAUGACUCUGGCCACCCCAGUGACCUGUCCAAGUACGCAGACGUGUUCCUACAGAAUAACAUCAACGGUAAGAGACUGCUGAUGCUGUCACCGGAGGACCUCAGGUCUAUGGGCAUCCUGUCUCUGGGACACAGGCUGGACUUACAGAAUGAAAUUGAGCAACUGAAAAUUGAGAAUCACAGGCUGCUGCACUUUCCUCCACUGUCAAAGGAUGCCGGACUGUACCAAGGUGGUUCCUCGCCCGGGGGUCAGACCUAUGUCACCUUAAACCUUCUCAUUGGGAAUCACUGCAGAAUGGGCCAGACUCCAGAGGAGAGUAAGUGGAAGAUGUACGUGGAGGUAGACGGUGACACUGCCGCCGUGACAGCCAUCAAAAAUGUCACCUUCCUACUCAAGUCUACUAAUGAUGUCAUCAGGAAAGAUCAUCCUCCUUACCUGAUGGACAACUGGUGUGUGGGGUCAAACUCUCCCAUUCAAGUGGAAUGUUCCAUUUUCUAUGAGGAUCAUGUGAAGAAACCCAAGCAGACGAAGCAUCUCCACACAGUAGUGCUGGAAAAGGGAGGAGAAACCCAGGAGAAAACUGUGCAGUUGUGUCUGAGACAGCCGGGGGUACCUGACAGCGGUACCUCUACACCUGCACGCAGCUCGCCUAAACACUUCACAGAAGAACAGGUGACACUGCUCCCACAGAACUCAGUCCACGCUGCAGGCACCGCCAUGGGCAGUGGAGCCGGCUGGUCAUCUCCACAGAGCGCCGGGUCAGGCGGUUGGACCACACCACAGGGAGCCUGGGCUAACCGGCCUGCACCAGCAAAUUUCCCAGUGAUGGCCUCCUCUGUGACCCAGCCCUCCGUGGGUCUGUGGGCCAGUGUGGCGGCCGGGAAAAUCUCCGGAAGGGACAACCCCCCACUUCCAGCGUCCUUCUACGUCACCAAGAAAUCUCCUCAGAAACCUGUCGCCCGCCGUUUGGACAACACAGAUGCGUCGUACAGAGACACACCGCUGACCGGGCACAGCACGCUUCCUUACGACGUCGACCGGACUGCCACGUACGAACCCAGGCAGUUCCGAAGACUCUCGCAAGAGGGACCGCGGAUCGUCAGCUGGUCUGACGAGAUGGAGAACCAACCGGAUUUGUCGUCGGGGAAGAGUUACGCAGACGUAGCGGGUCACGCGUGUAGCAUCACCGCAGACAUGCAGCAGUUACGUAUUAGAGACAGGGCGCACUCGAGUAGUAGUAGCGAGGUAUCAGGGCCGAGGUAUCCUCCAAACGCAGGCAGGCACACACAGAACUGGAACGAAGGUAGACAUCGCGGGUACAACAGACAAGAUGAGCGUAGCUACAGGUAUAACAGAGAAGAAGGGAGGAGUCACAGAUAUGAUAGUCAAGGAGAAGGGAGAAGCUACAAGUACGACAGACAUGGUGAAGGGAGGAGACCGAGGUAUGAGAGACAAGAAGGGAGGGAAGAGAGGUACGAGAGACAAGGAGGGAGAGAUGAGAGGUACGAGAGACAAGGAGAGGGGAGGGGACAGUACAGGGGGAACUACAGGGGGAACAGGAGGGGGAGGGGGGGUCGGGGUAGGGACUACCAUCGGAGGGUUAGCGACAUCCCACCUGCGGGUUCGUCGCCCGCGGAGCAUGCUCAGUACCGCCGCGUGGUCAGCACGUCGGAUAUGGAGAGGUACCGACAGGAGCAGGGGGAUCGUCGUCAUGACGAUUACGACGUCAUGGCAACGCAACAGAACAGCAUCCGGGAAGAGGACCACGCCUACUUCUAUGUCGGCGACGGGAGGAGCCAAUCAGCUGUCAGGGAUGAUUCAUUUGAUGACGGCAGGGGAGGAAGACACCAGUCGAGGGAUGAUUCAUUUAAUGAUGGCAGGGGAAGGGGAGGACACCAGUCGAGGGGCGGUAGGAGCCCAGCUGUUAGGGAUGAUUCAUUUGAUGAAGGUAGGGGAGGGCACCAGUCAAGGGAGGUGCAAGUCCCCGACCACACACGUGAUCAGUCCCCCGACCGCCUGGGUUUCCACCCAUCGAACGAAUCCGGGGACCAAUCGGAUGGCUCGUGGCAGGAAGUGAAGAAGAGGGAACGGAAAAUCUCCGGGUCAUCCGGGGGGGACCAUCAGGAGAGGGGGAGGGGUAGGGGGCGAGGGGGUAGGGGGAGAAGGGGAGGGGGGACCCCGGGGAGGGGGGAACAGGGGAAGGGGAGCAGGUACGUACUCGGAUAG